GUACAUGUAAGGUCAAAGACUUGGAAAGCUCGCCAGCCAGCAUUACUAUUGCCAAAAGAAUUCGGCCAAAACGAAAUGCUUGGCCACCCCUUCCACAGGUGGUUUGCGCGCCUCUGUCUCACCUGUGUGAUAUCUGGUAUCGUGCUGGUGCAACUGGGGAAGUAAGAAAGAGGUGAGCGCCAUUAGCUUUCAUUGAGAGAUUGCUAGCGGCGGCAAGGCAGACGAUCAGUCGUUCCGCGCUCGCGAGACACACUGUAGAGUGCUUUCGAUUUCCGGGCAUCAUUCCGUUGUCCGCUCCGGUCUCCGGCAUCUGGCUGUUUACGCGCGACGGUGUUGCUCGUGAUAAGCGCAGGAUUCUUAGGAUCGCUAUGGGGUGUAUUUUGUGGAGUAAGCAGGGGUUCCUGAUCAUUUCUACCAAAAAGUUAUAAGGGUUAAAAAUGGGAGCUUGGAGGUUGUAGGGGUUGGAGUAGGGGACAAGUUCGUCGCUAACUUCUUUCUAAGAAGAGGUACUCCUGCUUCUCACUGCAUUAUCUGCGACUCACAGCAUAGAAAACAAGAAGACCAUGCUACCAACUGUCACCAGAACGGAACUGAAAGUUUCCAGAAGCCUGAACCCCGAAGACACGCAAACUCUAAACGUAAUGACUAGAGACGGCAGUGUUGCUCAACUCAUCGUCAAACGAAGAGAUGGUAAAGCAAAAGCACCUCAAACACCUCAAGUGCCAUUGACCUCAGCCUACCAGAACUACUACAAUGAAGUGGACUUUGAUAAGCGCAAACCUUAUGAUAGUUUAAAUAGUGGUGAGACAGUGGGAUCAGUGGGAUAUGGACAGGCUGUGAUAACUAACUGGGUUCCGUUGUCUUCUGUGUAUUAUCAGCCUAACAUCAUCAGGCUGGACACCAUAGCUGUGGUGAGGAACGCCAGUGAUAUGAAGCCUAGCCAUGGAACGCUGGGAAAUGUCAUAGAUAGUGACAGAAUCCCACACAUCCUUCCUAAACCAGUCAACAUACGCUCUGAAGAAGUCUUCGUGAAAAAUAACAAAAACAGCAAGGAUCAGAAAAGGGGAAGAUCAUAUAUGGAAAUUGACCAUGACGGAGUUCCAGUGGUUCAUGGUGUUAGAGUUCCAGAUGACCCGUCGGAUACCAAGACUUGGCGAAAUGCUAGAGUUAUUAAUGGUGAAUUAGUGCCAUAUGAAAAAGGAUACAAACCUCCAGCGGCUAUCCCUAUGGGUGAACUAGUUUACGCCAGCAAUGUCCCAGCACCUACCACUGUCACUAAAUCGCUGGGUCCAUUUUCCAAAGAGGACAAUUUCAAGAGUCCCAAAACACAGGAGCGCACGCAUUCCAUGGGACCAUUUACGGUCAAAGAUAACACGGAAUCAGAUGACAGCGAGAAAUCCUUCGUGAAAUUCAGCAGUUCAGGAGUUGGACCAUUUUCAAAGUCGGACAAUUCGAAAGCCUCCGGAACGAAGCUCAUAGACUAUAUCAAGGAAAUCAACGCUAGGGAGUCUGUCAAGGAUUACUUUAACAGGAGACAAUACAGAUCGUAUGACCAGCAGGAUAAUCCACAGCAGUUCCAGAGGAGGAUGCUUCAUUAUGAAGGUGAACCGUCCUAUCCAAAUUCAGCAAUGUACACACCGCAAACUACCAAGCUUAGUCCUGUAACAUUCAAUGAAGGUGUAAGGACACCAGUAUUGCAGUACGCUCAUCCGGAACUAGGUGUACAACCUGCUAAAGCAACGCCAGAAGAAGAACCUAUGGCACAGGAAUCUAUCCAAGAUAAGCCGAUCUAUUCCACUGCUGGUAACAGGAGAUCCCAGUAUUACGACGACAACAGUAUCAACAACAUUGAAUACUACAGGAAAGAUGUUUUGAACUACCCCUACAACACCUACUACAUCAAAACUAAAACGGAACAACCCUUAUGGCUGAAGAUUACCGAGAGCAUCAAGGACAACGUCCAAACCGGCUUCGAAAGGAUGCAGAGGUUAACUAGGCCAGUGAUAGAGCCAUUGAUGGAAGCCACCCAGAAGAUUUCACACAAUUUGGGCUUUUCGAGAGGAACACCCAAGGCACAAGAUAAGGUGGGCCUGAUGACACCUGCUGGUACUUCUGUAAUCCUUCCUGCAUUAGGACUGGUUGCCGGUGGUGCUGCUUUAGGACUCGGAGCAGCUGCUGUUGGUAGGCUUCUGAAUGUCAACGAAAUGCGUUCCCUUCAAGACCUCAACCAAAACAGCAGAUCGUACCACGAAGUAAACCCAAACAACAUACUAUUUAUCAUGGAGGAACCCAAACAGAACAAGGAAGAAGAGAGGAAACGGUUCAGGAGGAACGUUGAAGACGAGUUCUACAUGCAAAAACUAGCGAGCAGCGUGGAGAAAGACGUCCACCUUCACACGUUGUCAGCGCCACACUUCUGGUCAGAUACGCCUUGCUCCAAAAGGAUAUUCUGCGAGGUGAUGACUCAUCAGAAUCCCGAUGAGGUGCUGUUUAUGGAGAAGAAGAUGGAUACAUUGAUGUCCUCGGUACAUCCAGACGUACAAAGGGCGGUGGCGCACCACCUCCAGGAAGUGAUGGAUGCAGUAAAAAUGCGUGAAUGUUCUAAGUUUGUUUGCAAAAGACGUUUCUUUCUACCAGCCCCAGCAGCGUAGUGCUACUACGUUUCAACUGUAAUGCCUCUAUAAAUAGAAGUUUGAAACGUAUACACCUGAAGACCAAAAUAAUCGACAAGUACCUAUAUUAUAAUAUUAAUAGAAUUUUGCCUUAAUGACACUCCUAAAUUAUUUUUCGCUCAUGUCGUUGAUAUCAAGGAGUGCCGAGUUAUUUACCCUUCUAAUCUAAUAUAGGUAGCAAAUAAGUUUCGAGCAGGGGAAAUUUUGUAAAAAUCAACUUAACCUUUUUAAUAGUUUGUACGAAAUAAAUAGUUUAAAUGAGGUGGACCAUGAAAGGCCACUAUAAAUAGACAGUUAUUAUUUCUUUAUUUACUGGAUAAUUGAGACAAACAAAUUAUUAAUUAAUAAUUUAUUUUAUUAAGUAUUUUAUUAAACAUUUAGCAUUUAUGUUUUGUUACAUUCUCUGUGUUCUUCAAUUCGAUAGGUGGCAGUGUGAGUUAUCAUUGCAUGACUUUUUAAUAAUCGCCGUUACAAGGAGCCAAGGCCUUCCUUGGUCCACCCACCUUACUGACUUUUCAAAUAAAUACGAGUGAAAUCUAGUUUGGGAUGGAAAGAAAUUGGACAUUUUCGCCUAUUUGACCUGAUUAUCAGGUUUUGUUUAAUACUCUCGACUCGACUUGAUUUAUUGUAACUUGUACAUAGAAACUCGUGCUCUUUGGAGUUGUAUAUAACUUCCUUUGAGCAAUAAGUACUCAAUUGAUAUCGGAUCCGUAAUAGUUAUGGGUGAAUUUUCUUGUUCCUUAAAAAAUAAUAUGAGUCCGUAGAAGUCUGAAAGCAACUAGGUCAAGUCGUAAAAUGUUUAAAAAACCUUAUUAAAAUUCCAUGCUUUUCUGGCCAAGUGAAAAUACCAACGUCCCGGCCACUUCGGUGGCCUUCUACAGACUAAAAAAUGGCAUUCAAUUCCAUCCAUAUGAAAGGUUCCAGGUGUUAUAUUUAAAACCUUAUUUCUGAUGAUGGGACCCACAAUAGAGUAAAAAUAAACCGUAAUACGUACAAGUUUGAUGCAACGGUAUGCAGUUCAGUUUUAGACGUUUGAAAAAUUGUCAGGACAUGAACAAUAAAACUCACCCUAAAUAUAAUAAGUACCUACUCGAAUUUUUGUAGUUUCUCAUGAAACGUUGUAUAUAUAGGGGGUGAGAGAAUAUUCUUAGGACUAUAUCAUUUCAAUUUUACGUAAACUCAACAAAAGUCACAAUAAUUCUUGCAAUAAUAGCUGUAUUAGUUACGUCGCUGCUGGGACACUAACAUUGCUCAUAAUACCAUACAUUAACUGACUGAACUAGCUUAGAAAGUUGAAAUGAUAUAUUUACUUACUUCGUGAUAAUAUUGUAAAUAGUUGCUAUUUAUAUUUUUAUAUUAAUGUUAUUGGAGGAAAAUUGCUAUUUUCCCAAUAUGCACUGGAUGUUAUUAUGAGGUACCAAUUUGUAGAUAUCAUUUAAGAAAAAUUGUAUCAUUGUUCAAUGUAGAUAAUAAAUUUUUUUUAUAUAUCAAUCAUGGCUGACUUUGUGGUUAUUUACUCAUUUCCACAAAUUUUGAUUAAAAAUGUGUAGAAGUGUAUUUUGAAAAUGUUCACUCUGUAAAGUUAAGC
Messenger RNA from Acanthoscelides obtectus, 4260 nucleotides. The record is from the annotation of a GenBank genome assembly. Lineage: Eukaryota; Metazoa; Arthropoda; Insecta; Coleoptera; Chrysomelidae.